Emiliania huxleyi CCMP1516 is the source of this 831-nucleotide messenger RNA. RefSeq lists its product as hypothetical. The coding region runs from base 1 to 831 and encodes 276 amino acids. The record is from RefSeq and is a predicted model, not a curated record. Lineage: Eukaryota; Haptophyta; Isochrysidales; Noelaerhabdaceae. The transcript has 3 exons. Gene Ontology annotation, biological process: canonical NF-kappaB signal transduction.
AUGGGCGCGUGCGCGACCAACGGGUGGCAUUGCCCGCACCCGAGCUGCCGCUUCUUCAACGAGGACGACGAGCUGCCAUUCUGCCAGAUGUGCGCGCGCAUCCGUUCCCGCCUGGUGCAGCACUCGUCGGGCGAGUCGAGGCCGACAGGGCCCGGCCGCGAGGAUGGUUCUUCCGUGCAGCCCGCGGCCGGACAGGAGACGCCAUGGGAGAAGAUCAAGGCCGAAGCUAAGGCAAAAGCGGAGGCGGCGGCCGCGGCUGUCGCGGAGGAGCAGGCAAGAGAGGCUCAGCGCAGUGCGCCGCGUGGGAAUGCAUGCGACGCCGGCAACGAAUCAGCUGAUGCGGAUGAGCGUUCCCGGGGCGACUCGUCGGGUGAGGAAGAGUACCAGCAGCAGCUGAAAUCUCGUGCGCGAGCCUACAGAGCAGGGCAGGCGGAGCGAGAGGCACAGGCGCCGGCGGAGGCGGGACGUCCCAGCAGAAGGCCGAAUGAAUCGCCACCGACGACUGCGCGCCGUGCCACUGCUCACCACACCACAGCGCUGCAGUGGGACCGAGCGGAGGCGGCGUGGGCCAAAUUCGCGGCUCGAGGGCAGGAGAUCUGCAUGCGCGACGUGCCAUGGCCAUCGCUCGAUGCGGCAUCCCUACGUCUCGGGCCACGGCAGAGCGAGGCCGAGCGCAAGAGCGCCUAUCGCACACUCAGUCUUCGGUGGCAUCCAGACCGCUUCGUGCAGGCCUUUGGCGCAAAGCUUCGUGCGGACGAGCGCGAGGGUAUCCUGCAGAAGGUGACCGAGGUCUCGCAAACCAUCAACGCCAUGUUUCGUGACCACCUGUAG